Molecule: messenger RNA, 1056 nt
Organism: Ananas comosus (pineapple)
Lineage: Eukaryota; Viridiplantae; Streptophyta; Magnoliopsida; Poales; Bromeliaceae
Exons: 5
Coding region: 50-892 (280 amino acids)
Source: RefSeq, a predicted model, not a curated record
ACAGCAUUGAAGAACGCUUUCCGGCUCCAUAAUUCAGGGCUGAGCGAAAAUGAUGGCUCUGGUUCCUGCUCCGGUGUGCACCACUCCCGUCUCUUCCCUUAUCCUCCUCCCCCAGACCCGCGCGCGCUCCGGCCGCUCGUUCGCUUGCCACCGCUCGCCCUCGCCCCCGCCCUCGUCCUCUCCCCACUCUCAGGGGGAUUCCACGUCCGCCGAGCCCCCUCAUUCCCUUGCCUCCUCCGCCCCCUUGCUGGAAUCCAAGACUGCCCACUCUGCCCCCGCCUUCACCUACAAGCUCUCCGCCGACCGCACCGCUGACUCCGUCGUCCGUCUCGAUCCCUCCGCGGAAUCCGCAGUCGAAAGGGUUAUUUUUGAUUUUCGCUUCUUAGCCCUUUUGGCUGUUGGGGGUUCACUUGCUGGUUCUUUGUUGUGCUUUCUAAAUGGUUGUGUUUACAUAGUUGAUGCAUACAGGGUUUAUUGGACAAGCUGUAUCAGAGGGCUUCAUACAGGGCAGAUGGUCCUGCGCCUAGUUGAGGCUAUUGACGUCUAUCUUGCUGGAACUGUAAUGUUGAUAUUUGGUAUGGGUUUAUAUGGAUUGUUUAUUAGCAAUGUAAAUCCUGAAGUACCUUCUACGGUGGAUCGUGCUCUAAAAGGAUCUUCUUUGUUUGGGAUGUUUGCUUUGAAGGAAAGGCCGAAAUGGAUGCAAAUCAGCUCACUUGACGAGUUGAAGACCAAGGUCGGACAUGUUAUUGUUAUGAUCCUCCUGGUAAAAAUGUUUGAAAGGAGCAAGAUGGUGACAAUUGCUACAGGAAUGGACCUUCUUAGCUACGCUGUGUGCAUUUUCUUAUCAUCGGCCUCCUUGUACAUUCUUCAUAACCUUCAUAAGUCGGAGUGACAUAUGUUUGGGUCAUAUUGCCGACUUCAUUGUCUAUAUCAUAUAUCGUGAGAUGUAAUUCUGGCAAUCAUAUAAUUUGAUUUACAAGUUAUAGCAUUCUGAUGUAGUCAUCACUUCAAUAUAUAUUCAUCAGCAAUUUACAGCAGGCAUCUUGCCUCAGUCUA